GUGCAUUCGCUAUUCUCCUGAACUGCGUCUCAGAAGCACUGACAGCAUCUGGCGAAGCGAGCCUCACUGAUAAACGAGCUGGGUGUCGAUGCUCGUCUAGGAUACAUGAAGAUAAAGAAGAAAAGGAUUUUACGCUGUCUUUGCUUAAUUCAGACGUGCUGUGAGGAGAUGGAAUGGAACUAACCUUCUGUUAUGGCAACACCUCGCAAAGAUUGGUCCGCAAACCGUAUUCUGGAUCCAGUGAUUUAAUGAGCCCGUCGCAGCUUCAGCAGCCAUGGAACAGAUGGACUGUAAACCCUACCAGCCUCUCUCCAAGGUCCGACGCGAGAUGGAGCUGGGGUACACCAGCUCCUCAGACGAGAGCGAGGACGGACAGAACCUGCGCAAAUCUUACACCUCCCGGGAGACGCUGCCCGACUACGGCCAGGAUCUGAGGCUUAACUACAAUAGCCACAGCAAGAAGAAAAACACAGCCAAUGAGCCGGAACAAGAGCUGGAGUUCUGUGAAACUCCGCCCCAGAUGAUGUGCCCAAGCUUUCAGGCAGAGCUGCAUGGUUACCCGCUGGGUGUUGGCUCGGAUAUCGACACGGAGGCGGAGGGCAGCCCCUCGCCCAACCACGCCCUGCGCCUCUGGAUGCGGGAGAUCAAGUCGGAGCACAGCUCUUGUCUGUCCAGCCGGGCCAACUCUGUGCUGUCCCUGACCGACACUGAGCAGGAGCGAAAGUCGGAUGGAGAGACUGAGCUCCCCAGCAGUCCCCAUGCGCAUUUCACCUUCAGGCCCCUCCCACCGCCUCCGCCCCCUCCGCACGCCUGCACCUGUGCCCGCCCAGCCCCCCACGCGCCCCACGCGUCCGAGUCGCUGCAGAGGAAGACGCUGCCCGUGCGCAGCCAGAGCAGUCAGGUGGCGGACACAGGCGGAGCGCAUACGGAUGCGCAGCUCCACAACAGCUGGGUCCUCAACAGCAACAUCCCGCUGGAAACCAGACAUUUCCUGUUCAAACAUGGGUCAGGUUCAUCAGCCCUCUUCAGUGCAGCCAGCCAAAACUACCCCCUCACCUCCAACACGGUGUAUUCCCCGCCCCCACGCCCCCUACCCAGGAGCACCUUCUCCAGACCUGCGUUCACCUUCAGCAAACCCUACAAGUGCUGCAACUGGAAGUGCACUGCCCUCAGUGCCACGGCCGUCACUGUAACGCUAGCACUCCUGCUUACUUAUGUCAUUGCAGUGCACUUGUUCGGCCUCACUUGGCAUCUCAAACCAGCGGACGGGCAGCUGUACGAGAAUGGCAUCAGCAAAUUCAACAAGGACUCCGAAACCAUGGAAACCACCUUUUCGCCUCCAGACACAUCUGGUCCUGACAAGAGCAGCAGAGGUGAUAAAGCAGAUAAAGGUGUGUAUCAGAGGGGCAAAGCCAUUGAUAGAGGGGAGGUGGAUAUUGGGACCCAGAUGAUGCAGGCCAUUCCCCCAGGACUGUUCUGGAGGUUCCACCUCACUGUUCACAACCCGACCUACGUCAAGUUUAACAUCUCACUGGCCCGGGACGCGCUGCUGGGGAUCUACGGACGGAGAAACAUCCCCCCCACACACACUCAGUUUGAUUUUGUCAAGCUGCUGGAUGGAAAACAGCUGAUUAAACCAGAGACAAAGGGGACAGAGGAGUCCAGUUCUGCGCCAAGGAAUCUGAUCCUCAAUGCCCUGCAGGAGACUGGCUUCAUCGAGUACAUGGACCCGGGAACCUGGUAUCUGGCCUUUUACAAUGAUGGAAAGAAGAUGGAACAAGUGCUUGUUCUCAGCUCCAUCAUCGAAACCAUGGAUGGGUGCUCCACUAACUGCAACGGGAAUGGGGAGUGUGUCGCAGGCCACUGUCACUGUUUCACGGGGUUCCUUGGACCUGACUGUGGAAAAGACUCCUGCCCGGUCCUGUGCAGCGGGAACGGGGAGUACGAAAAGGGCCACUGUCUCUGUCACCCCGGCUGGAAAGGUCCAGAGUGUGACAUCCAGGAGGAUCAGUGCAUCGACCCCACCUGCUCCAACCACGGAACCUGCAUCCAGGGCAUCUGUGUGUGCAGCCCCACCUACAAGGGCAACAACUGCGAGCAAGUGGACUGCCUGGACCCCCAGUGUGCGGGUCAUGGAGUGUGUGUGAAGGGCGAGUGCCUGUGCUCACCUGGGUGGGGUGGGGACGGCUGUGACAGCCCCCUGCCAGCAUGCCAGGAGCAGUGCUCCGGACAUGGCACCUACCUGCCUGACACUGGCACGUGCACCUGUGACCCCAGCUGGACCGGCUCUGACUGCUACAUAGAGGUGUGUCCGGUGCCUUGCGGCAGCCACGGUGUGUGCUCGGAAGGGCGGUGCCAGUGUGAGGACGGGUGGGAGGGGCCUGGCUGUGACCAGCGGGCGUGUCACCCUCGGUGUGAGGAGCACGGCCAGUGCCGGGAUGGGAAGUGCGAGUGUCAACCCGGCUGGGAAGGGGAUCACUGCACGAUCGCACACUACUUGGAUGCUGUUGUCAAAGAUGGCUGCCCGGGCCUGUGUAAUGGCAACGGGAGAUGCACCCUGGAGCAGAGCGGGUGGCACUGCGUGUGCCAGGCAGGCUGGAGCGGCGUAGGCUGCAACAUCGUCAUGGAAACGGAGUGCGGCGACGACACGGACAACGACGGAGAUGGACUGACAGACUGUGUGGACCCAGACUGCUGCCAGCAGGCCAGCUGUUCUAGCGGCCCUUUAUGUCAGGGUGCACCCGACCCACUGGAUCUGGUCCAGCAGAACCAGACGCCCUUCGUCCUGCUGCCCCCGCGGCUGUUCUUCGACCGCGUCCGCUUCCUUGUGGGCAAAGCCAGCACCCACAUCCUGCCCGGGGACCUGCCCUUUGACAGCAGCCGCGCAUCUGUUGUCCGAGGCCAGGUAGCGGCCGUGGAUGGAACCCCACUCGUCGGGGUGAACAUCAGUUUCCUACAGCACCCUGAGUACGGAUUCACCGUCAGUCGCCAGGAUGGAAGUUUUGACCUGGUGGCUGCCGGAGGGAUCUCGGUGACACUGACAUUUCAGCGCGCCCCCUUCAUCACCAAAAGACGCACCGUGUGGUUACCGUGGAACCAGUUUGUGGUACUAGACAAGGUCACCAUGGACAGGGUAGAGGCUCCGCCCCCUAUCUGUGACAUCACCAACUUCAUCAGUCCCUACCCCAUCGUCUUGCCAGCUCCACUCACCAGAUUUGCUGGUGCCUGUGCGGAACGGGGACCUGUCAUUCCUGAGCUGCAGGCCGUCCAGGAGGACAUCCCCAUCCCAGGCAGCUUCGUGAAGCUCAGCUACCUCAGCACUCGCACCCCGGGGUACAAGUCCCUCCUGAGGAUAAUCCUGACCACCUCGGUCAUCCCCACCGGCCUGGCCAAGGUGCACGUGGUGGCCACCGUCGAGGGCCGGCUCUUCCAGAAGUGGUUCCCCGCGGCACCCGGGCUGGUCUACGUUCUGGCCUGGAACAAGACCGACAUCUACGGCCAGAGGGUGACGGGGCUGACGGAAGCCAUCGUGUCUGUGGGCUACGAGUAUGAAUCCUGCCCUGAUUUCAUCAUAUGGGAGAAGAGGACUGCGCUGCUGCAGGGGUUUGAGAUGACUGGAUCCAACCUGGGAGGGUGGUCCCUAGAUAAACACCACACCCUCAACCUGCAGAGUGGAAUUCUGCACAAAGGGAACGGGGAGAAUGUGUUCAUAUCCCAGCAGCCCCCUGUCAUCACCACGGUCAUGGGCAACGGCUACUACCGCACCAUUCCCUGCCCUAGCUGCAAUGGUCCUGCCUUAGACAGCAAGCUCUUCGCCCCCGUCGCUGUGGCUUGUGGCUCUGACGGCAGUGUAUACGUUGGGGACUUCAACUUUGUGCGGCGGAUCCUUCCGAACGGCUACACCAUCAGCAUCCUGGAGCUCAGGAACCGCGACAUAAGACACAGCACCAGUCCGGCCCAUAAGUACUACUUGGCAAUGGACCCGAUGAACAAUGCUCUGUACCUGUCGGACACCAGCAGCCGGAAGGUCUACAGGCUGAGGACACUCACCGAGCCCAAAGACUUAGCCAAGAACAUGGAGGUGGUGGCAGGGACUGGAGAGCAGUGCCUGCCCUUCGAUCAAGGUCACUGUGGAGAUGGUGGGAAGGCCUCUGAGGCCAUGCUCAACAACCCUAGAGGAAUUGCUGUGGACAAACGAGGCUUUGUGUACUUUGUCGACGGAACAAUGAUCAAGAGGAUCAAUGAGAAGGGCGUGAUAACAACUGUCAUAGGCUCCAAUGGGCUGACAUCAACACAGCCACUGAGCUGCGAUGCUCGCAUGGAUAUCACCCAGGUGCGGCUGGAGUGGCCAACCGACCUCGCUGUAAACCCCCUGGACAACUCCCUCUACGUCCUGGACAACAACAUCGUCAUCCAGGUGUCGGAGAGUGACCAGGUGCGGAUCGUGGCGGGACGCCCCAUCCACUGCCAAGUGCCCGGGAUCGACCACUACCUGGUGAGCAAGGCCGCCGUCCACUCAACCCUGGAGGCAGCCAAGGCCAUCGCUGUGUCCCACCAGGGGGUGCUGUACAUCGCCGAGACGGAUGAGCGGAAGAUCAACCGCAUCCAGCAGGUCACCACGAAUGGCGAGAUCUCCGUUGUUGCCGGGGCGCCGUCCGAGUGCGACUGCAAGAUCGACCCCAACUGCGACUGCUUCUCAGGUGACGGAGGCUAUGCCAGAGAUGCCAAGCUGAAAGCGCCCUCUUCCCUCGCCGUGUCCCCCGACGGGACACUCUUCAUCGCCGACCUGGGCAACAUUCGCAUCCGGGCCGUCAGCUGGAACAGGCCGCACCUCAGCCCCUCCCACACGUACGAGGUGGCUUCAGCGCCGGACCAGGAGCUGUACCUGUUCAGCGCCAACGGCACCCACCUCCACACGAAGAACCUCAUCACAGGGGACUACGUCUACAACUUCACCUACUCCGCCGAGGGUCACGUCAGUGCCAUCAUCGGCGCAGACGGCGACUCCGUCCACAUCCGCCGCGAUGCGAACGGCGUGCCGCUGUGGCUGGUGGUUCCCGGAGGCCAGGUCUACUGGCUCACCAUCAGCAACAAUGGCGCCCUCAAGAGGGUGUCUGACCAGGGUCACGACCUGGCGCAGGUCACCUACCACGGCAACUCGGGUCUUCUAGCAACAAGCAAUGACGAAAAUGGCUGGACCACCGUCUAUGAGUAUAACUCUGAAGGCCACCUCAUCAAUGUCACUUUCCCAACGGGAGAAGUGAGCAGUUACCACGGUAACAUGGAGAAGUCUGUCAGGGUGGAGGUGGACACCUCAAAUGGAGAGAACUUCGUCACAGCCACCAACUUCUCGGCCACCAACACGAUCUACACGCUGCGCCAAGAUCACUCUCAGAACACCUACAGAGUCAGUGCCGAUGGGUCACUGCGCGUCACCUUCGGCAGCGGCAUGGAGGUGACGCUUAGCACGGAGCCGCACCUGUCCAUGGGUACGGUCAAUCCCACAGUGGGCAGGUGCAACAUCAGCCUGCCAGGCGAGCACAGCCCAAGCCUGAUCGAGUGGAGGCAGAGGAGGGAACAGGCCAAAGGCAACUACACCACAUAUGAGCGCCGACUGAGGGCUCAUAACAGAAAUCUGCUGUCCAUAGACUUUGACCAAGCCACACGAGUGGGCAAGAUCUAUGAUGACCAUCGCAAAUUUACCCUCAGGAUCCUCUAUGACCAAAUGGGACGUCCCAUUCUGUGGUCACCUAGUAGCAAAUACAAUGAGGUGAAUGUCUCUUACUCUGCCAUGGGCCUGGUCACCAGCAUUCAGCGAGGAAACUGGACCGAAAAGCUUGAGUAUGACAGUGGCAGGGUUGUCUCCAGAACAUGGGCCAACGGCAAGAUAUGGAGCUACACUUUCCUGGAGAAGUCAGUCAUGCUGCUGCUGCAUAGCCAGCGCAGGUACAUCUUCGAGUACGACCAGACGGAUCGCCUCCUGUCCGUCACCAUGCCCAGCAUGGUACGGCACGGCAUGCAGUCCAUCCUGUCGGUCGGCUACUACAGGAACAUCUACAGCCCGCCGGACAGCAACUCCACCUUCAUCCAGGACUACACCCGUGACGGACACCUGCUUCAGACCCUCCACCUGGGCACCGGGCGCCGGGUCCUCUACAAAUACACCAAGCAGUCCCGCCUGGCGGAGAUCCUCUACGACACCACCCUGGUCACCUUCACCCACGACGAGGCCUCGGGCAUGGUUAAAACCAUCCACCUCAUGCACGAGGGCUUCACCUGCACCAUCAGAUACAGGCAGACAGGUCCUCUUGUUGGCCGUCAGAUCUUCAGAUUUAGUGAAGAGGGGCUUGUUAAUGCCCGAUUUGACUACAGCUAUAACAACUUUAGAGUAACCAGCAUGCAAGCCAUGAUAAAUGAAACCCCUCUCCCCAUCGACCUCUAUCGCUAUGUUGAUGUUUCCGGACGAAUAGAACAGUUUGGCAAAUUCAGUGUCAUCAACUAUGACCUCAACCAGGUCAUUACCACGCACGUCAUGAAACACACUAAGAUAUUCAACGCCAACGGCCAGGUGAUCGAAGUCCAGUACGAAAUACUGAAGUCCAUCGCCUACUGGAUGACGGUGCAGUACGAUAACAUGGGCCGCACCACGAUCUGCGACAUCAGGAUAGGGGUGGACAGCAACAUCACGCGGUACUCUUACGAGUACGAUGCGGACAGCCAGCUCCAGAGCGUGUCGGUGAACGACCGGCCGCAGUGGCGCUACAGUUACGACCUCAACGGCAACAUCAACCUGCUGAGCCACGGCAACAGCGCCCGGCUGACCCCUCUGCGCUAUGACCUACGAGACCGAAUCACGAGGCUGGGGGAGAUCCAGUACAAAAUGGAUGAGGAUGGCUUCCUCCGGCAACGGGGCAGUGACGUGUUCGAGUACAACUCCAAUGGGCUCCUGACCAAAGCGUACAGCAAAGUGUCGGACCAAAGCGUGCAGUACCGCUACGACGGCCUGGGCAGGCGGGUAGCCAGCAGGUCCAGUGCCGGGCUGCACCUCCAGUUUUUCUACGCGGACCUCACCAAGCCAACGAGGGUCACUCACAUGUACAACCACAGCAGCUCCGAAAUAACAUCCCUCUACUACGACCUCCAGGGUCACCUCAUCGCCAUGGAGCUCAGCAGCGGGGAGGAGUACUACGUCGCCUGUGACAACUCCGGCACCCCCUUAGCCAUUUUCAGCAGCCGGGGGCAAAUCGUCAAAGAGAUUUUGUACACACCCUACGGGGACAUAUACCAGGACUCUAACCCCUCCUUCCAGCUGGUCAUCGGAUUCCACGGGGGUCUCUAUGACCCGCUGACCAAGCUCGUCCAUCUGGGACGCCGGGAUUAUGAUGUGGUGGCGGGGCGGUGGACCACCCCUAACUAUGACCUGUGGAAGGAGCUCAGCACAAACCCAAGGCCCUUCAAUCUCUACUCCUUCAAAAACAAUUGUCCAGUUGGGGAGCUGCAGGAAGUUACUCAGUUCACUACUGAUAUUGGCAGCUGGUUGCAGCUGUUCGGCUUUCAGCUACACAACGUAGUUCCCGGUUUCCCCAAACCAGAUGUGGAGAUGACAGAGCAGACAUAUGAACUGAUGAAGACUCAAACAAAGACACAGGACUGGGACCCCAGCAAGGUGGUCCUUGGCAUUCAGUGUGAGCUGCAGAAGCACCUGCGGACCUUCAUCUCCCUGGACCGUCUGCCCAUGACCCAGGAAAGGGGCUCGGCAGGGCGGCGCUUGGACCGGGGCCCGAAGUUCUCCACCGCCUCCUCACUCUUUGGGAAGGGUGUCAGGUUCGCAAUCGUUGACAGCGUCACCACGGCCGACAUCAUCGGGGUGGCCAAUGAGGACAGCCGACGCAUCGCCGCCGUCCUCAACAACGCUGUCUACCUGACCGGCCUGCACUUCACCAUCGAGGGCCGCGACACCCACUACUUCGUCAAGCUCGGCCCCCUGGAGGGCGACCUGGGCGUGAUUGGGGCCGGCGGCGGCAGCGUCCUCGAGAAUGGCGUCAACGUCACCGUGUCCCAGAUGACCUCCGUGGUGGGCGGGAGGACUAGGCGCUUUGCCGACAUCCAGCUCCAGUGGGGCGCCCUCUGCUUCAACGUCCGGUACGGGGCCACAGUGGAGGAGGAAAGGGAGCAUGUGCAGGAGAUGGCCCGCCAGAGGGCGGUGGAGCAGGCCUGGACACGAGAGCAGAAGAGGCUCCGGGAGGGUGAAGAGGGCGUCAGGGCGUGGACCGAGGGCGAGCGGCAGCAGCUGCUGACCACGGGGAAGGUGUCGGGCUACGAUGGCUACUUCGUCCUGUCCGUGGAGCAGUACCUGGAACUCUCUGACAGUGCCAACAACAUUCACUUUAUGAGACAGAACGAAAUAGGAAGGAGGUAACAGUGGUAACACUCCACCCCGCCUCUCCUUCACCAAAGACUGCCUGUUUUUAGACUGCAAUGAUUUGUUGUACUGUUUUUCUAGAAUGACAACUCUGUAAAUAGGUAUUUAAAAAAAAAGAAAACUGAAGAAAAUUAU
Megalops cyprinoides (Indo-Pacific tarpon) is the source of this 8557-nucleotide messenger RNA. RefSeq names its product teneurin-1-like. Gene Ontology annotation, biological process: neuron development; signal transduction; heterophilic cell-cell adhesion. The coding region runs from base 275 to 8419 and encodes 2714 amino acids. Gene Ontology annotation, cellular component: neuron projection; membrane. The transcript is spliced from 32 exons. Gene Ontology annotation, molecular function: protein homodimerization activity; cell adhesion molecule binding; protein heterodimerization activity. NCBI's taxonomy places the organism in Eukaryota, Metazoa, Chordata, Actinopteri, Elopiformes, Megalopidae. The record is from RefSeq and is a predicted model, not a curated record.